AUGGAACCACUACAGGAACCAGUUGUGCAAGAAGAUGCAAAUAUUAAAGCUAUUAAUGAAGAGUACAGGAAGGCCUUUAUUUUUAUCAGUAAAGGACUGAAUACAGAUGAACUGGGUCAGAAGGAAGAGGCAAGAGAGUAUUAUAAGCAAGGACUUGAACAUUUGCUCCGAGGAGUUAGCAUUCCAUCACAGGGUCCUGCAUGUGUAGGGUCCAAGUGGGAGUCUGCCAGGCAAAUGCAGCAGCAGAUGAGAGAGACCCUCCAAAAUGUUCACGCUCGACUUGGCCUUCUAGAACAAAAUACUCCACCUGUACAAGCUAGUCCUUCUGCAGUGGAUGUGCCUGCUGGGGUGCCCAAGUUGUACCCAUCCAUUCCUUCCAAAGAAAAGCAAGAAAGACCUCCAGCUCCUAAAUCUCUGUUUGUACCAAGUCAGCCACCUGCAGCAGAUGGAAACAUUGCAAUGGUGAGCCAGGGGCAAAUUCCAGCUAUGAGUCCAUCAUCUGCAAAACCUCUUUGUCUGCCGAAUGAAGCACCUCCUGCCUACACACCUCAAGCUACCAAUGGCCAUUUUACUGUGUCUUAUGGCACAGACUCUGGGGAGUUUUCUUCUGUAGGUGAGGACUACUACAGGAAGUGUACUCAGCCUCCGCCCCUUGAAAACCUGGGAGUGGAUGCAGAUGAGCUGAUUAUGAUUCCCCAAGGAGUACAAAUAUUCUUUGUGACUCCCGAUGGGCAGGUUAGUGCUCCUUCAUAUCCUGGAUAUCUACGCAUUGUGAAGUUCUUGGACACAGAUGGUGAGGCAUCCCAGAAUCGUCCGCCUGCGUUUCUUCAGGUUUGUGACUGGUUGUAUCCUCUAAUGUGUAACCAGUCUCCCGUUCUGUGCUGCAAUACUGGAGUCUACAUGUUCCCUGACACAAUGUCCCAGAUACCAGGGUCUUAUGUGGGAAUAGUGCUGUCUUCGGAACUUCCAGCAGCUGACAGAGAGCUCUUUGAGGAUCUCUUAAAACAGAUGUCUGACCUUCAGAUCCAGGUGCCAGGAUCCCAUCAGAAAGUAGGGUUACCUUCAGAGCUCCCAGCAGCUGAGAAAGUGCAUUUUGAAGAUAAAUUUAAACAGAUGUCUGGCCACAAAGUCCAGCCUUCAGAAGCCUCUAGUGAUGCAGUUAACUUGUCUCAGACUGUACAUAUCCAACCACAACCUGAAGGAGUGGAAAAUGAGAAAGAGUUGCCAGAAUGGAGUGAGAAAGUCGCCCAUGGAAUCUUGUCAGGUGCAUCUUGGGUGAGCUGGGGCCUAAUGAAAGGAGCAGAAUAUACUGGUAAAGCUAUCCACAAAGGAGCUUCUAAACUGCGAGAACACAUUCAACCGGAAGAAAAACCUCUGCAAGUCAACCCAACUGUAUCAAAGGGGCUUCAUGUAGCAAAACAGGCUACUGGAGGAGCUGUGAAAGUCAGCCAAUUCUUAGUUGAGGGAGUGUGUUCUAUAGCAAGCUGUGUUGGAAAGGAGCUGGCUCCACAUGUGAAGAAGCACGGCAGCAAAUUAGUUCCAGAAUCCCUUAAGAAAGAUAAAGAUGGCAAAUCGACUCUUGAUGGUGCUCUGGUGGUGGCAGCAAGUGGAGUUCAAGGGUUUUCAACAGUAUGGCAAGGUUUGGAAAGUGCAGCAAAGUGCAUUGCUAAAAGUGUUUCAACAGAGACUGUAAAAACUGUCAAAUACAAGUACGGAGAUGAGGCUGGCCAUGCUACAGACAACGCUAUGAAUUCUGCAAUCAAUGUUGGUGUGACAGCAUUUAACAUUGACAAUAUUGGCAUCAAAGCUGUUGUAAAGAGAACCGCAAAGGAAACGGGCCAUGCUGUGUUAGAUGAAUAUAAAAUAUUAGAUAAUGAGAAGAAGGAUAAAAAAUGAAAGCAAUGAAAAUUUUUUCAAGGCCUUAUACUGCAGAUGAAGCUUCCUAUUUAGAACUUAUUGUAUUGCUAAUCUGCGAUUUAACACACUGUACUUUUCAAUCGAUUGUUAAUUUGACAUAAAAUGUAAAAGUAGGGAAGGCAGAUCUAGAAGGAAAAAUGAAAGUUGUCUUAACUCGUUGGUCUAUUUUG
Molecule: messenger RNA, 2087 nt
Organism: Chaetura pelagica (chimney swift)
Lineage: Eukaryota; Metazoa; Chordata; Aves; Apodiformes; Apodidae
Gene: SPART
Product: spastic paraplegia 20 (Troyer syndrome)
Exons: 8
Coding region: 1-1896 (631 amino acids)
Biological process (GO): negative regulation of BMP signaling pathway; cell division
Cellular component (GO): plasma membrane
Source: RefSeq, a predicted model, not a curated record